UUCCUUGCCAUCACCACAGACUGCUUACAGAUCCUGGCAUAUGGCAACCAGGAGAGCAAGUUGAUCAUCCUGGCCAGUGGAGGACCUCAGGCUCUGGUCAACAUCAUGAGAACAUACACGUAUGAGAAACUGCUCUGGACCACAAGUCGUGUGCUUAAGGUGUUAUCUGUCUGCUCCAGCAACAAACCUGCCAUCGUUGAGGCUGGUGGCAUGCAGGCUCUUGGCCUUCACUUGACAGAUCCCAGCCAGCGUCUGGUUCAAAACUGCCUCUGGACUCUUAGAAACUUGUCAGAUGCCGCCACCAAGCAGGAAGGGAUGGAAGGACUUCUUGGCACUCUGGUUCAG
This is a messenger RNA of Sinocyclocheilus rhinocerous, 345 nucleotides long. RefSeq names its product catenin beta-1-like. The record is from RefSeq and is a predicted model, not a curated record. Lineage: Eukaryota; Metazoa; Chordata; Actinopteri; Cypriniformes; Cyprinidae. The annotation marks the transcript as partial. Gene Ontology annotation, molecular function: cadherin binding. Gene Ontology annotation, biological process: cell adhesion. The transcript is spliced from 4 exons.